CUCAACACAGUCUAAAGUGUCAGAUAGUCUUGUUAACACGUGAGAAAUCCAGUGUAGCGAAGAGGGCGAAAGACGAGGGAAAACGGGGAGAGAGACAGGGCUGAACGCGGAAGAGAGUUUUUGGGGAAAGGGCUGAGCUCGGAGGGAAGCGCGCGGAUCUCAAUGAGGGAACGCCGAAAAGGAGAGCGGACGAGCGGCCAGAGCACCAGACAUGAGUCCGAGAUAUCUGUUGUUGCAGGUGGCGGACUGAAGACGAUGCUGGAUGCCAUGGAAGUUCCAAGUCAUGCUAGGGAUCUCCUUCUGCAACUCAACAGCCAGCGCACCAAGGGCUUCCUGUGUGAUGUUAUCAUUGUGGUGCAGAACGCCCUUUUCAGAGCUCACAAGAACAUUUUGGCUGCCAGCAGCCUCUACUUGAAAUCUUUGGUGGUCCAUGACAAUCUCAUCAACCUCGACCAUGAGAUGGUGAGUCCAGGGGUCUUCAGGGUCAUUCUGGACUACAUCUACACAGGCCGUCUAAGUGAGGGAGACCCCAUUUCUCCCACUGAACCCAAUCUAGGGGCUGUUUUGGCAGCAGCCAGCUACCUUCAGCUGCUUGACUUAGUGGCUUUGUGCAAAAAGAAGCUGAAAAGACAUGGCAAGUACCCUCCCCGCCCAAAUCCCGCAUUUCUGCCGUAUCCAAAGAUGGGACCCAAUAGUAUGGGGUUAGGGAGUGGAGGCAGGUAUAGGGUCUCUACUCCUGUCAUUCAGCCCUGCCCUCCAGUAGGAAUUUUGAAUAGCCAUGCACCCCGGGCACCACCACUAGAGGAGCUAGUUCCCCAUCGACUAGCCAUCCAUGCUGGGGAGCUGUAUGCUCCCACCUCCGCCCAGGGCUCUCAGGUGUUCCCGUCCCUGCAGUCACCUCUGCCUGCCCAGCUUGGCCGCUCGGCCCACUCUGAGAGGAACUGCUCCCCAAACUAUGGCCUUGAUCUCUCCAAGAAAAGCCCCAACUCGCAGUCUCAGCACACACCCUCUCAGUCCCAUCUGGCAAACACUCACAACGAUGAGGAGCGAGACGAGACUCUGAGUGGCCGCACUAGUCCCAUGCAGGGGACGAAUGGCAGGGCCUUCCCCUCUGAGAAAAUGGAGUCGACCGACCAGACAGGCCCCCUCACUCCUCCACCUUUCCCCCAUCUCAACCAGCCUCUUGGCCCGCACCUCCCCCACCUGCACCGCUCAGGCUCCCAGGGCACAGAUCGCUACCCGUGCCCCCCCAGCCCUGACACCCCCACAGAAGGUGGAGAGGCAGGCAGAGAAAUGGGCAACAUCUACCGCUGGGUGAAACAUGAGCCACUGUCAUAUACGGCUGAAGAUGAAGAUGAGGAUGAGGAUGAGGAGGAGGGGGGUGAAAACGGAGACCGGCAUCAUAACCACCACAAGGCUGGGGAGGAGAGUGAAGGAGCAGACGACAAGAGCGGAUCAGGCACGGAGGAGACGGGCAGCAGUGAAGGCCGCCCCUCCCCUCCUGGACCAAUGGGGAGGUUCCACAUGCCGUAUGAACCAGAGAGCUUCGGGGACAAUCUGUAUGUCUGCAUUCCCUGUGACAAAGGCUUCCCGAGCUCAGAGCAGCUCAAUGCACAUGUGGAGACACACACAGAAGAGGAGCUGUACGUCAACUCCGGCGGGGAGAUGGGAAACAGCAAUAACAGCAGCACUAAAAACAUUAGCAGUAAUACAAAUGGUUAUGGGAGCUUGAACAACAGCAACAGCUUGAACAGUCUGUCCCAUAUGGAGACCAAGUCGAGCCAGGGGCUGAGUUCAGUGGGCAUCGGGGAGAUGAUCCGACCCUACCGCUGCUCCACCUGCGAUAAGUCCUACAAAGAUCCGGCCACUUUGCGACAGCAUGAGAAGACCCAUUGGCUGACUCGGCCGUACCCUUGCAGCAUCUGUGGCAAGAAGUUCACGCAGCGUGGUACUAUGACGCGCCACAUGCGUAGCCACCUGGGCCUCAAACCUUUUGCCUGCGACUCCUGUGGCAUGCGCUUCACCCGCCAGUAUCGCCUCACUGAGCACAUGCGCAUCCACUCCGGGGAAAAGCCCUAUGAAUGUCAGGUGUGUGGGGGAAAGUUUGCCCAGCAGCGCAACCUCAUCAGCCACAUGAAGAUGCAUAGUAGUGGAGGGACUGCAGGGGGCCUGACCACAGAUGGGAAACUGAAGCUGGACUUUGCAGAGGGCAUCUAUCCUCUAAGUAAAUACACAGCAGAGCACCUGGGGCUGAAGCAGGAGAAGGCCAAUGAACUUCUCAUCCAAGCCCAGCAGCAACUGGUAGCUGAUGCAAAGGCCAUGGAGAGCCUCUCCCCACUUUCCAAACUGGCCUCGGAGCACAUGAGCUUCCUCCACGACAAGAUGGGUGUCCUGGGCCAACCCCUGCCCCCUCCCCCACAGGCCCUGUCUGAAGCCCGCACCAUUGACCGCUACUCACCCAGCUAAGACAUGUGACCUGUAUAAAUGGCAGUCACCAACAGGUCUGUGUGCACACACAACUUGCAGUAUUCUAAAGCCAUUCACCUCAACUAAUUAUCUCCUCUGCACCUCAGACUCAGGCCAGAAGGAAUUGGUCUGCUAAUGCACACCAAAAUGUGUAGACUGUAAGUGCCUUUCUAUGCAUCUAAUGUAUCUUAAAGUCCUCCUUCAUAAAGGAGUACUGUGCUAUUCCAUGACCAAGGGACACUCAUUCAAAGAAGUACAGUAUUUAUGUACAGUGUAUGCAAACAAACAUUUUUUUUUUUUUUUUUUUAAAUUUCAGCCAUUGAGCCAAAGUGACAAAUUGAAAACCAAAAUGAAAUUGUUGUAUUUAUUUUUGUAUCAUGGUGAAAUCCAAAGAGAAACUCUUGCAAGGAAAUGUUGCAAUCAGACCCUAAACCUGUGUACUAUUAAAUAUCAUCUGUGUACAAGAAACGAAAAAGCACAUAAGGACAAGAUUCAGGGUUUGUGUCCAGACCUGAGCGGAACUUUUGCCACAUGAAUAAGCCAACUCUUCUGGACUUUAAAGUAAUGGGAGGAUAUAUUUUUUCUUACUUUUUCUUUUUUCUGUUUUUUUGGGGUACUGGACAAUUUAUGUAUCUCACCCUCCAGCUUCUCCCCAUCAUGUUCCUGCUUCCCAAGUCACAAGAAGGAAAUAACUGAACAAUGAGAGCAAUUGCUUCGGCUUUUCGGUAAAUUCUCUUCUGCUUUCUCCACAUUUUUUAAAGUAAACCACUCCCCCGCAUAUUUGUGCGGAUAAAGGCUCAUACUAUGUGACAGUAAUGGUAGCUUAAUCAGCAGUACACCCAGUGCGUAACCCUUCGUGAGCUAACACUUCCUUCGCAUUUCUUUUGCAUCCCUUAGCUUUUACUUGUUAUUGAGAUGCAGCAAGCACGGCCCUGUGAUCUCAUAACUGGGACACGAUUGCACAUACCCAACUGAUGACACACUAAUCCGUAGUUCAUGACAAGUGUAGCUUCAUCUCAUGGUGUAGACGAAGUAUGGGUGUUGCCUCUGGCAUUGUGUAAUAUUUACAGUUACAGAUGCAGCCGAGGCCAGCAGCAGAGGCAAGGACCAGGUCAGAAUUAUUGACACAGAAAUCUGUCAUUUACUGUCAAGAGCAAUUACUCCAUUCACAGCAGUCUGAUGAUUAAUUGUGGAACGGCAGUAGUCAAAUGCCGCAUUGAACGCCGCUCUGCUCCACUGUCCGACCUCUCGUUUGACCUCCCUCCCCUGUAGUCUGUUGUCUGGGAGCACUGCUACUGUUUGGACGCCAAAGUCAGCGCUUUGCCUUAAAAGUGCUUCGCACACCACACGCAUAUACGUUCCCCCUCCACACACACAUAGCGAGCUGCUAAUCUGUCAGUGAUAUGAACAUAAGAGGGGGUUUGUGGGUCUUCCCUGGAAGCCAGCGGGUGAACAGCACACCCCAGCUGCUGUGGCUCAGUAAUCCCUGUGAAAUCUCGCUUUCUCCUGGACAAUUUGCACUGCUUGCCGACAUGAUGUCCCAUUUCAUGCCUGCCAUCUUACCCCUCUGAUCCACUUAUUAACAUCAUAUCCCGGCCUAGCAAAUGUCUCCCGGCCUCGCCUCCUUUCCCUGCUGGUAUCAGACGCGGAAACAAAGAAUGACAUAUUUCUGUGUUGGCUGACCAGCAGUUCCUCCAGCCUGAAAACAAAAGAGCACUCAAAGGUUGCGGGUUGAAGGCACAUUCUUGUCUUUGAAUGUUUAUUUCAAAGAACAUGCUGCCCCUUUUCUCUUUAUUAUUUUUCCAAUUUUACUGGUCCUUGAUUCAGAUUACAAAUGUCUGACCACUAUAGUGCCAAUGCCAACCUCAGUGGGUGAAUGUGAAGACUAAAGCCAUAAAUACACUGUGAUAGACGUAGUGAAUCUUAAAGGCUUAAAAAAAAAAAAAAAA
Molecule: messenger RNA, 4415 nt
Organism: Xiphias gladius (swordfish)
Lineage: Eukaryota; Metazoa; Chordata; Actinopteri; Istiophoriformes; Xiphiidae
Gene: hic1
Product: hypermethylated in cancer 1
Exons: 2
Coding region: 163-2466 (767 amino acids)
Biological process (GO): regulation of transcription by RNA polymerase II
Cellular component (GO): nucleus
Molecular function (GO): protein binding; DNA-binding transcription factor activity, RNA polymerase II-specific; RNA polymerase II cis-regulatory region sequence-specific DNA binding
Source: RefSeq, a predicted model, not a curated record